Molecule: messenger RNA, 351 nt
Organism: Sceloporus undulatus (fence lizard)
Lineage: Eukaryota; Metazoa; Chordata; Lepidosauria; Squamata; Phrynosomatidae
Gene: NDUFC1
Product: NADH:ubiquinone oxidoreductase subunit C1
Exons: 4
Coding region: 1-189 (62 amino acids)
Cellular component (GO): mitochondrion
Source: RefSeq, a predicted model, not a curated record
AUGAAGGCUUUUGCCGCCACAUUAUAUCGAUCUGCAUUCACUGCAAAGAAGGAUGAUCCAAACCAUCCCAAUUGGGUGAAAGUUGGUCUGGCUCUUGGUUCCACACAUGGCAUAUGGUGGCUGGUUCUCAAACAACAUAAUGACGAUUUAGCAGAAUACGAAAGGAGAAAAGCACAACGAGGGUCUUAGUGGUUCAGUUUAUUCUAGUUGAAGCUGUGUUCCGUGGCAAACAUCACAGUGAUGCAUAUUCUGAUCGACAUAAAUAAUUCAACAGAUAAUCUUUCGUUGCCAGAUCAUUCUAAUAUAUGUCAGCUCUUGAAAUAAAGCAGUGACAAAUAGGGAAGUGAUUGA